AUGCAGAUCGCCAUUGUAGAUUGCUUCGAAGUUAUUUCCAAUCGAUCAAAAAUGGAUUUGUGUGUAAUGCCUCGUCUGAUGAAUCGUGUGGUGUACGACGCCAUGAGGGAUUUUGAUCGUUUCGAGAAGCAUUUUCCCAUUGUUGAUGACGACAAGAAGUUCGCCGUCUCUUUGGAUGUGUCGCAGUUCCGCCCAGAAGAGUUGAACGUCCACGUGGAAGGGCGCGAGCUAACCAUCGAAGGGAAGCAGGAGCACAAAACUGAGAAGGGCGGUAUUCAAAUAGUGGUCUCAUUAACUUCCGCACAUGGAUGUUUUAGGUCAUUCAUCGGAUGGUCGGCGACCGGUGGCCACGCAGCCUAUCACGCGGCAGGCAGGCCAGGCCCUCCCAAAGUUGCUCUGCCGAAACGUACAUAUGAGUGUCCGUAA
This is a messenger RNA of Ostertagia ostertagi, 426 nucleotides long. Lineage: Eukaryota; Metazoa; Nematoda; Chromadorea; Rhabditida; Trichostrongylidae. The record is from the annotation of a GenBank genome assembly.